GGGUCCAGCCACAGCCCAGGAUCCAGCAUGGCGAGGGACUUUCAGGACAUCCAGCAUCUGGGCUCUGAGGAGAACGACCACCAGUUUUGCAGAGGUGAGGGCCCAGGCACUCGCGGGCGCAGUCCCAGGAGAGAAGAUCCAUUCUGGAAAGGGACGCCUCCUCCCCAGCCCUUUGUCCUGCAGCGUCUCUGCUCCCAGCUCCGCCUCAGUCUGCUUGUCUUGGGCUUCAACAUCCUGCUGCUGGUGGCCGUCUGUGUGAUGGGGUCCCAAAGAGCACAGCUGCAAGUGGAGCUGCAGACUCUAAAGGAAACUUUCAGCAACUUCUCCUCGAGCACCUUGAUGGAGAUCCUGGCUCUAAGCUCCCAUGGAGGCAGCGCCGGUGACAAGGUGACAUCUCUGGAAGCCAAGCUGGAAAAACAGCAGCAAGACCUGAAAGCAGAUCAUGCCACUUUGCUGCUUCAUCUGAAGCACUUCCCGAUGGAUAUGCGCACGCUGGCUUGUCAGCUGGCGUUCCUCCAGAGCAACGGCACAGAGUGCUGCCCCGUGAACUGGGUGGACUAUGAAGGCAGCUGCUACUGGUUCUCUCGCUCAGGGAAGCCCUGGCCUGAGGCUGAGAAGUACUGCCAGCUGGAGGACGCCCACCUGGUGGUCAUCAACUCCAGAGAGGAACAGAAAUUCAUUGCACAACACACGAACCCCUUUCAAACCUGGAUAGGCCUCACUGACAGUGAUGGCUCCUGGAGAUGGGUGGAUGGUACAGACUAUAGGCACAACUAUAAGAACUGGGCUGCCACUCAGCCAGAUGACUGGCAGGGGCACGAGCUGGGGGGCAGCGAGGACUGUGCUGAGAUCCGGGGGGACGGCCGCUGGAACGACGAUUUCUGCCAGCAAGUGAAACGCUGGGUGUGUGAGAUAAAGCGGAACAUCACCAUCUAGGUGUCCUGACCUCCAGCAGACCUCUGACCUCCAGCAGACCUCUGACCUGCAUCCUGCCUGCCUCCAAGUCCUCCACUGGGCAUUUUGAAGAAAGGAAGAAGAGAGUCCUCAGAGGUGUGGGGAGGGGUUGAGGAGAGAUAGAAGGGGGUGGUUGAAGAAGCUCAGACCUUGGGGAGACUGAGAUCCCACCUCCUUCUGAAAGUCACUGUAAUUACUAUUAUAAUUUUUGGCCUCCUCAAUGGAUUAGGAAAAGGACAGAUACUUGAAA
Molecule: messenger RNA, 1204 nt
Organism: Aethalodelphis obliquidens (Pacific white-sided dolphin)
Lineage: Eukaryota; Metazoa; Chordata; Mammalia; Artiodactyla; Delphinidae
Gene: ASGR2
Product: asialoglycoprotein receptor 2
Exons: 8
Coding region: 28-936 (302 amino acids)
Source: RefSeq, a predicted model, not a curated record